This is a messenger RNA of Meloidogyne enterolobii, 2088 nucleotides long. The record is from the annotation of a GenBank genome assembly. NCBI's taxonomy places the organism in Eukaryota, Metazoa, Nematoda, Chromadorea, Rhabditida, Meloidogynidae.
UUUGCUUCCCUUUUGCGUUGCUAACAACUCGCGCAAUAAUUUUUGCCUUUUUCCUCCUUUUUCGCCUUCGCGUGAAAAAAAAAAUUUUUUUUCAUGCAAACCUACCCCUCCCCCAGUUUACUCAACACCUCCCCUCCCCCUACUAACUAAACACGCCCAAAAAAUGUUUGCUUCUCACAUAAAAAAAUCUUCUUGUUUUAACUGCUACUUUUAUAUAUUAAUUGCCGCCUUUUCUCCUUUUUUAAAAAAAUUAACGAGAAAAAAUCAACGGGAAAUAAUCAACGAGAUCUGGGAAGUUGCUACAACAAAGGCGAGAGAAGAGAGAGAAAAAAGUUUGAAAAUAGAACAAGAGAACAACAAGAACAACAAAUUCUGGAUAUUGAACAACUUGUUGCUACAAUAAUUAAAACAAGUUUAAAAACAACAAUGUUAAAAGAAGAUAAUUAUAGAAGCAGAAAAAGAAUAAAACAAUCGAGAAUUAGCAACAGUGUUUCUGGUUGCCUAGUUAUCUUUUUUUUAACUCAAAUUCAACCCUCCUCAAGCACCAACAGAUUAUUUGCACGUUCAGUUCCUCGAGGCUACCAACCGCCUCCUACUUCCCCUUUAGUUGAGGAUGUACCAGUUAUGCAAUACAAGCAGUACAAACCCCCUUCUCGUUUCUCCCACCCUUCGAGCAACAAUUUGCCGUCAUUUAAACACCCAUCGGUGGCAGGAGAAGCUAAGGAACCUUUAAUGGUUAAUACGUUAAUACAGGUGUUUGGGCCAGAAAAAGGAGAUGAAACUGAAACGGAGAAGCAAAGACUGUCAACAUUUGUUGGGGAAACAUCUAGCGAGCAAAAUUCACCUACCCCUCCCACUGAAUUGUUAAACGGUCAAAAACGCGUGACGCUUACAAGACAAUUGGACACCUUUGGAAGAACUUUUGUGCCUGCCAAUCAAACAGUUUCAACUGCAAAUCCAAAAAUAGCAAUUGUAAAAGCUUUUGCUGCUUCAAAUUCUUCCCAAAUAUCGGAAGCACAACUUCGAGAAGAAUUAGGCAAAGAAUUGGAACAAUCUGUUUCUCUUAUACUUGAUGAGCUGGGUAGGAAAGACAAAACGACUAAACGUCCAGUUACUUUGACUACUCAAUCUGUACCUGCGGAAGAGUUGGAACGAUUAGAGGGAGAGGAAAAUGAGGCAACAACAUCACCAAAAGAAACUGAAAAUUCUGUUGUUUCAACUAGAGAAGCAACUAGUGUACAAACUGCUUCAACUACAAGUGUUGCUCCGUUAGUUGUCUUUCCAAAAACUAGCAAAGAACCGAUAGAAGUUGCCCCUGCAACAAACGUUGCAACAACAACAGAAGCAAGCGACAAGGAGAAAAAAGAUGAAGCAACAACUGUUGGAAUUAAAGAAGAACAUAACCAAGAGGAAAAUGAAAUUACAAGUACAAAAGAAACUUUAACUGAAGAAAAUAUUGAAGAGAUAAAAUCUACAACAAUCGCACCUGCGCAAAUUUACAAGAGCGCAGAGAAGAAAAGUGAAGCUGAAACAAAUUUACCUGUUACAACAACAAUAAAUAUUGAAGAAUCUCCAACAACCCCUACAAUUGUUAAACAAGAAGAAACAAAAGAAGAAACUUUAGAAAAACCAACAUAUCCAACAGAAGAAGAAAAAGAAGGGGUAACAAUAGAAGGAUCUUUAAUAUUUGAUAAGAAAACAACAGUACCAGAAGAAAUAGCUUUUAACGAAGAUGAAGCUUCAAUAACUGAAACAAUAACAGAAGAAAAGAAAACAACAGUAGCAACAACAUUAGAGUCAACAACACUCCAAACAACAAUCCAAACAACACCAGAAACAUUGUUGCAAACAAAUUCUGAAAAUGUUUUGAGUAAAGAACAACAAGAGGUUGAAGAGGAAGAAAUAAAAGAACAACAAAAACAAACAACCUUAAAUGUUGUUGGGAAUAGGGAAGUUCCUGGCCCUGGGUGGCAACGAACUGAUUUUGAGGAAGGGCAGCUUUGGGUGCAAUGCAAACCUCCUUCAAUUAGGGUAAAAAAAUAUUUUAAUGAGAUGAAAAUUAUUUUUGGAGGCUUAAAAAAUUUUUAA